CACUUCCAUGCGAAUUAUUUGGUGCAUGCGUGUUCGUCUGUGUGUGCGUGUAUAUCGUGGAAAUUGUGACUUCCAAUCAGAAUUUGGAAGUUUCUUUUUUUCCAUAUUGAUUAGUUAUAUGUCGCUUUUGUUGUUUACUCGCCACAUUGUUUUUUCGAGCCGUCUUUUCAAUUUGUGUGUGUGUGUGUACAGCGCGCGCGAAAAAAAUACGCAAAAAAAUAAAUAUUAGAAAAUACAGCAAAGCAGAGUGAGGGAGAGGGGAACAGCGACACGGAAAGCGAGAGCGCGAGCGAGAGAGAGACAGAGAGAGAAAGAGCGGCGGAGGAGGAGGAAGAGGAAGAGGAAGAGGAAAUUACACAAAAAUUUUGGGCGCCAUCAAAGAUAUAUAUUUGCAAUCUACAAUUAAACACCCUCUCCGAUGUCCGCGGGUGUGGGUGGCGGCGGAGGCAGCAUUACCACAGAUCAUCAUAGCCGUUUAUACUUUCUCAACUCGCCAACGGCGCCGCUAACGGCACGCGAUUCGUUCUUCAUAAAGCCGGAAUAUCUCAGCUAUGAGAAUCCCAUGCAUCAUCUAUACCCAAGCAAUCGAGGCUUAAUUGAAUAUAAUAACUAUACGACAGUUGCGGCCGCUGCUGCGGCGAGUGCGAGUACAGGUGUUGCUGCUGCUGCAGCUGCUGCGGCAGCUGCUGCUGCUGUUAACAAUAACAACAGCAACAGCCAGCAGCAGCAGCACCCACAGCAACAGCAGCAUCCACAGCAGCAGCAGCAGCAGCAGCAGCAGCCGCAUCCAUUGCAUCAACAUUUGUCCACCGGCCUCGUUGUCACCGGCGUCGCACUUGGCCACCAAUCGUCGCGGGCUCAGAAGGCGGCACGUCGGCGUAGCAACGAAUCGAUUGAGGCACGGGAACGACGUCUGGAGCGGAACGCGGCGAGGAUGCGAGACAAACGCUCGAAGGAGUCGGAAGCGGAAUAUCGCCUGCGUCUGGCCAAAAAUGCGGAGGCGAAUCGUGUGCGCCGGCAAAACGAAAACGAAGUACAAAGAACCUUAAGACUGAUGAAGAAUGCCGCCCGUCAGCGCUUGCGGCGUGCCAGCGAAUCGAAUGAUGAGCGCAAGAAGCGCCUGGCCAAAGCAGCUGAAAGGAUGCGCGUCUCCAGGGCCAGUGCGCCAAAGGUGAUUAAGCCGCCGCUCGAGGAUCGCCUCAAGGGCUAUUAGAAAACAGAUACAAUACAAAUGCAGAGAGCCCAAUCAGACAUCUAAUCAGACCCAGAAGCACACACACACAGACACACAAGAACAUGCAUAUGCCUGGCGCGCGACUCCAAUCAGAGCGCAACAUUGGAAGCUUGUGAAGCGGGCUUCAGCAAGUAAAGUGCACACAUACACAAACAAACAAACACACACACACAGACGCAGAAUCUAAUCAAAUGGUAUCUAAUCAGAAAUGUGCAAGCAAACACACAAAAAAGGAAGAAGAAGCAGCAGCAGCAUGCAUGCAGAAGAAAGCAGAAGAAGAAGCGCAAGCAGCAGCAGCAGCAGCAAUAAGAAAGAACACAUGCAUAGAUAUAUGCUGCUAUGCAUGUGUGUGUGUGUAAGCAGAGCGGCAAGAGCAGAGUAUAGAAAAGAAGAAGCAGAAAUAUAUAUAUAUAUACAACAAAAACAGCUAUAAAUAAUAUAUAUAUUGUAUACAUAAAAAAAACAAAUGGAAACAACAUAUAACAUUUACAUAGAAAUGACUAAAAAAAAAACAAAAAAAAAAACAAAAAAAAAUGAAUAAGUAAAAUGAGAAGAAAAACAGCCGCAUAACAUUUAAAUAUAAAUAAUAUAACAAAAAAAAAAAAA
Messenger RNA from Drosophila hydei, 1840 nucleotides. Its product is annotated as SR-related and CTD-associated factor 4. The record is from RefSeq and is a predicted model, not a curated record. The transcript is spliced from 2 exons. The coding region runs from base 419 to 1213 and encodes 264 amino acids. Lineage: Eukaryota; Metazoa; Arthropoda; Insecta; Diptera; Drosophilidae.